AUGCUUCCAGACCCGCUUGAAUCAAAAGAAAUUUUGCAACAAUUUGAACAGCAAAGACAACAAAUUCAAGAAGCAUUAAAUAAACAAACAUAUCAUCAAUUUUUGGCAUAUGCACAACAAACACAUCCUGGAGAACCUGAAAAGCAAGAACAUUUAAUUUCUCAACUACAAGAACAACACUAUCAACAAUACAUGUCGCAAGUUUAUGCCCAAGCUCAAGCAGCUUCACAAGCUACUUCAAAUGGAGGUUUAAAUUCAAAUUUUGUUUCGGAUUUGGAAGCUGCCCUUCCUUCAAAAACAACUGGAAAAGCAGCGAAAAAUUCGCCUAAACCAAAAAUUAAGAGUGUUAAUGAAGUUGGGGAAGGUGAAGGUAGAGGAGGAGGUGAUUCUGAAGUGAGUGAUGAAGACGACGAGGAGGAAGAGGAUGAAGAAGACUUCACUAAUGGAGAAAUGCCUGGUGAGGAAUUAAUUUUAGAAAAUUUUGUGGUUUUUUGGAGGGUUUUUUUAAUUUUUAGGGGGUUUUUUGGGGAUUUUUGGAGAUUUUUUUAUAAUUUUUUGAGGGUUUUUUUGGAAUUUUUGGGGGUUUUCUUAAUUUUUGAGGGUAUUUGGGCUUUUUUUGGGGAUUUUUGGUAUUUUUUUUUAUUAAAUGCGGAAGUGUUAACGGGAUAA
Molecule: messenger RNA, 669 nt
Organism: Meloidogyne enterolobii
Lineage: Eukaryota; Metazoa; Nematoda; Chromadorea; Rhabditida; Meloidogynidae
Source: the annotation of a GenBank genome assembly